Wyeomyia smithii (pitcher-plant mosquito) is the source of this 2890-nucleotide messenger RNA. RefSeq names its product putative polypeptide N-acetylgalactosaminyltransferase 9. NCBI's taxonomy places the organism in Eukaryota, Metazoa, Arthropoda, Insecta, Diptera, Culicidae. Gene Ontology annotation, cellular component: Golgi apparatus. The coding region runs from base 543 to 2312 and encodes 589 amino acids. The transcript is spliced from 3 exons. The record is from RefSeq and is a predicted model, not a curated record.
UGAAAAAAAAAAGACAGUUUGCAACGAUGUAUACUUUUUUACUUCUAAAUAUGAAAAAAAGUCUUUAUAAAAAAUCUCAGAAAACAAGUCUUGACUUUAUAAUAAAUCCGUAGAACCGCAGAAUAAGCCACAUUAUUUUAGUUUUGAUAUUUUGGACAUCUUCAUAUUGAGAAUAUUUAACCUUUUUUAAGAGUUACGAGGCAUGUGAAAGAUUUCAUGAUAAAUUAACAAAUAAUUAAUAAAUUAAAUAUGUUAACGUUUUGAAGAGCAAUAUGACUAAGGUACACGACUAUGUUGACCGUUUUUUUCUGUUUGCUAUACGACCUAAUCUUAGCGAUGACGGCAUUGUACAGAUAUCAUAUCACCUGGCAAAUCGCAGUCAACACCUUCAAAGGGAAAUUAGUUUGCUGAUAGUGGUUACACUGCCGCAAACGCAAAAGUUCACAUUGUUCCAGAGUCGGUUUGAUGGAGUAGCGCGGUAAAUGUGCCUAUCGUUUCGGAAUCGAACGUGAUCAGUUUCAUUCGGACGCCCAAGCAUUCGAAUGGGUCGAAUUCAGCAACAAACCGAAAUGCGAAUCUCGUCCCGAGGGCUCCUGGCCCUGAGUGUAGCAUCUCUAAUCUGUUGUUUAUAUUUUAUCUGGAGCUGCAGCACCACGCGUUCUGACCGCCAGGAUCAACAGACGGUGAAGUCGAAUCCUACCUGGACUCAGUUCAGUAAAUUGUGGUCCUACGAAUACACAACCGCUACCCUCGACCCUAGACUACCGACGCCCCCGGGAGAUAUGGGAGUACCCCUGCCGAAAGAAUACGACGAUGAACGAAUCAGUGAACUAAUCAAGCAAGGAUACCACGAUCAAGGAUUCAAUCAGUACAAUUCCGAUAUGAUAUCCGUUCAUCGUCGGCUACCCGAUUUGCGCCACCGGUGGUGUGUAACACGACAGGAGCUCCUUGCCGAACUACCGUCCACCUCGGUUGUGAUUGUAUUUUACAACGAAGCCUGGUCGGUGCUGAUACGUACCAUCCACUCAGUCCUGGACCAUUCUCCACCACAGCUUCUUCGGGAGAUUAUUCUGGUCGAUGACUGUUCGUAUUUUGCUCACACCAAAACCCAACUCGACGAUUACAUUCGACCCUAUCGGAAAGUCCGUGUUCUUCGAUCGCCAGAGCGGAUCGGUUUGAUGCGUGCUCGGCUGCUUGGGGCACGGAAUGCUUCCGCGGUAACGGUCACACAUCUUGAUGCCCACGUUGAGGUCAACAUCGGCUGGUUGGAAGCACUGAUGGAUCGUAUCGCUCGCAACCCGAUGACGAUCGCCAUCCCGAUGAUGGACUGGAUCGAGCCGACUGUUUUCAGCAUCAAGUCAGAUAUUAGCCUUCAGCUGUAUGGAGGCUACGAUUGGGAUUUGGAUUUUGCCUGGAAAUCGCGGGGUGGCCGCCUCGUACAACCGGAAAACCCAUACGAACCGUUCGAAACUCCGGCUAUGGUUGGUGGGUUAUUUUCGAUCCGGAAGGAGCUCUUCGCCCGCCUUGGCUGGUACGAUGAGGGUUUCAGGGUGUACGGCAUCGAGAACAUAGAGCUGUCGAUGAAGAGUUGGAUGUGUGGUGCUCGAAUGGAGAUCGUUCCGUGUUCGCGAGUCGGACAUGUCGCCAAGGCCGGACAUCCAUAUCUACGCGAAGAGAAGAAGAAUACGGUUCGGGACAAUUCUUUACGCUUGGCCGAGGUUUGGAUGGAUGAGUACAAACAGAUUGUGUUUGAUAAUUUCGGUGUACCGGGUUAUGAUGCGAAUGAACUGGGAGAUGUUUCAGCUAGGAAGAAAUUGCGCAAAGAUUUGAACUGCACCACAUUUAAGCAUUACAUUCAGAAUGUGUAUCCCGAGAUUAAACUGCCGAUGGUUGCCGCAUUCCACGGGGAGCUCAAGAACAAAGCUCUGGGAAAUGAUACCUGCUUGGAGUUCAACAAAAAUAUAGGUCAACUUGGAAUGGCCCGGUGCGAUAAGCGAAACCAGACCCAAUACUGGACCCAUAACAGCUACUUCGAACUGAAUAGCUACGGUUCGUGUUUGGAUUACACCGGAUCUGUGCUGGGUGUCUACAAUUGUCACAAAAUGUUCGGGAAUCAAAAGUUUGAAUACCUGGUCGCAACAACACGGCAAAUCACCAGUUCCAUUCAUGCGCACUGUCUAGCGGUCGAUCGAAACAAUACCGGCAAGCUGACUAUGGAACCCUGCGACUCGAGUACGGACUUUCAGGUGUGGUUCGCUACGUUGACCGUGGUUGAUAUGAAACCUUUUAAAAGUAAAGCCAAGUCGCGGUAAACGGAUGAACCAUUCCGUUGCUUCUAGGUUUUGUAAUAAUAAAUUUAAAAACCGACUUGUCGGAAUCGUGGAAAAUGUGAUCUAAAUCCCAGCUGGAAAUUGUAUACUGAUUCCUUGCUGAUCGUUCCCUCAAGAUUAAAACAAGAUUACUGUCGCAUUUUGGAUCCAAUUCCGAUCCAAAUCCGAUUUAAUUCCAACUUGCAUCCGAAUGCAGCUUUAACGUUCCGGCCCCAAUUUUUGACGUUGGACUAACGUCUAUAUCGAAGUUAGGCACCUGAAUUUGAAAAUCUAGUAAUUCAACCAGGGAAAACCAGAGAAAAGUGGUCAGGUUUUGAGCGCUUAUAUAUCAGUCAUUUCUUUUCAGAAUUUCGAGGUUUUGGCAUCAACCGAUCAGAAAUUCUUUUACGGUUGAAUUUAUGUAACAAAAAUAACCUAUUGUUUGAGAUACACUAUUGAAAAAUUGAUAAAUCACAUCGAUUGUCUAAAUCAUACCGAGCAACCAAUCACCACCUCUCUUCACAAGCACAGUCGACACUAACGGAUACAACCGAUCUGACUUUGUUAACAGUCUCGCAGCU